AAAGAAGAAGUUUUUUUCUCGGUCAUGUGACAGCAGGAGAAGACCCUGUGAUACGCUGCUGGAAGUAGAAUGAACCAGAAAUAAACCGUCAACAACAACCGGCAGGCUAGCGAUUGCUAACGUUGGGAGACAAAGCUCAGUUUAGCGUCUCGUUCACGGAAUAAGACAAAGCGCCUCUGGUCGCGCUGCGGGCCGCUGAUUCCCCCCAAACGAAGGACCAAAAUGACGGCCGCGGUGUUUUUCGGGUGCACCUUCAUCGCCUUCGGGCCGGCCAUCGCCCUGUUCCUCUUCACCAUCGCACGGGAGCCGCUAAGGGUCAUUUUCCUCAUAGCGGGAGCGUUUUUCUGGCUGGUGUCCCUGCUGCUGGCCUCUCUGGUUUGGUUCAUCUCCGUUCAGAUCAGCAACAAGGACAGCGCCGCCCAGCAGAAGGGGCUCCUCAUCUUCGGCGUGGUCCUGUCCGUCCUGCUGCAGGAGACCUUCCGCUUCGCCUACUACAAGCUGCUCAAGAAAGCCAAUGAAGGCCUCCUGACCCUCAGCCAGGAGGAAACCAUGCCCAUCUCCAUCCGCCAGCUCGCCUACGUGUCGGGCCUCGGCUUCGGCUUCAUGAGCGGAGCCUUCUCCGUGGUGAACAUCCUGGCGGACUCGGUGGGGCCCGGAACCAUCGGGAUCCACGGAGACUCUCAGCACUACUUCCUGUCCUCAGCCUUCAUGACGAUGGCCAUCAUCCUGCUCCACAUGUUCUGGGGAGUCAUCUUCUUUGACGGCUGUGAGAAGCGGCGCUGGUGGGCCGUGGCUGCUGUCGUGGUCAGCCACCUCGUCGUCUCCUGUCUGGUGAGUGCUGCGUUCUCUGUAUUAACCAGCAGGGGGCGACUCAUCUGUUCCCAUGUUAUCAGGAAAUGACUCUUCAAUACAGCAUGAUGUUCAUUUAGUGAAUGAUGACCAACCAUAAAGGGCGGGGUGCUCACUGUGAUUGACAGAUCUCCAUCUCGCUUCCUCUCAUCUUCCCUGAACUUCUUGCCAAGAACAUUUUUGCCAUUUCUUACUCCUUCUCACUUUUGCUCCGUGUGAAGUACAUUCCCCACCUGUAAAUACAUUCCACGUAAUAUUU
Pungitius pungitius (ninespine stickleback) is the source of this 1108-nucleotide messenger RNA. Its product is annotated as gamma-secretase subunit Aph-1b. Bases 223 to 900 code for a protein of 225 amino acids. Gene Ontology annotation, cellular component: endoplasmic reticulum; gamma-secretase complex; membrane. NCBI's taxonomy places the organism in Eukaryota, Metazoa, Chordata, Actinopteri, Perciformes, Gasterosteidae. The transcript is spliced from 5 exons. The record is from RefSeq and is a predicted model, not a curated record. Gene Ontology annotation, molecular function: protein-macromolecule adaptor activity. Gene Ontology annotation, biological process: protein processing; positive regulation of catalytic activity; Notch receptor processing.